Eutrema salsugineum is the source of this 1006-nucleotide messenger RNA. RefSeq names its product NDR1/HIN1-like protein 3. NCBI's taxonomy places the organism in Eukaryota, Viridiplantae, Streptophyta, Magnoliopsida, Brassicales, Brassicaceae. The record is from RefSeq and is a predicted model, not a curated record. The transcript has a single exon. Gene Ontology annotation, cellular component: plasma membrane. Bases 87 to 794 code for a protein of 235 amino acids.
AAUAUUAUUAAUUCCAUUCUUUUACUCUUCUUCUCCAAACCAAUUACACAAACAGAAACUUUCUUCAGAGGCAUUUCAUCGAACACAUGGGAGACAGGCAACCGCAACUAAACGGUGCGUAUUACGGGCCGUCGAUUCCUCCGCCGACGAAAACCUCCCGCAGCCACGGCAGACGCGGCGGUGGAUGCGGCUGUUUAGGUGACUGUCUUGGCUGUUGCGGCUGCUGCAUCCUAAGCGUCAUCUUCAACAUCAUCAUAACCCUUGUCAUCAUCGUUGGCAUAGCCGCCUUGAUCAUCUGGCUAAUUUUCCGACCCAACGCGAUCAAAUUCCACGUCACCGACGCCAAGCUCACCCAAUUCACCCUCGGCGCAGACAACAACCUCCGAUACAAUCUCGACCUCAAUUUCACGAUCCGAAACCCUAAUCGACGAAUCGGUAUCUACUAUGACCAGAUCGAGGUCAGAGGCUACUACGGAGAUCAGCGAUUCGGCUCCAGCAACGUCUCGCCGUUCUACCAGGGCAAAAAGAACACGACGGAGAUCGGAACUAAACUCGCGGGACAGAGCUUGGUGCUGCUUACCGGCGGAGAGCGGCGGGAUCUGGACGAGGACUUGAAGUCGGAGAUCUAUAGGAUCGAUGCGAAGCUGAGACUUAGGGUUAGGUUUAAGUUCGGGUUGAUCAAAUCGUGGAAGUUCAAGCCGAAGAUCAGGUGCGAUCUUAAGGUUCCUCUCGGUAACGCUAAUACAACCAGCGGGUUUCAGUUCCAGCCGACCAAGUGUGACGUUGACUUUUGAUUCUAGUCAAAGUCAAUGCUAUUUGUCUCCGCAUUUAUUCAUAUACACUGUUAUUUUUUUUAUUUUAGUUUAUUGGGUUUAGAUUGUUUUCUUGAUUAUUUUCAUACAUUGGACCUUCUGUGAUUAUAUGUCGGAGAGAUUUAUGCCUUAUCUUAUCUUUAUUGUACGGUUCCAUACUUCCAUGUAAAUAAAUAAUAAAUAUUUGAGAUUUA